Messenger RNA from Magallana angulata, 3252 nucleotides. RefSeq names its product zonadhesin-like. The record is from RefSeq and is a predicted model, not a curated record. Lineage: Eukaryota; Metazoa; Mollusca; Bivalvia; Ostreida; Ostreidae. The transcript has 19 exons. Gene Ontology annotation, cellular component: extracellular matrix. Bases 95 to 3181 code for a protein of 1028 amino acids.
UCGCCAACAUGUUACUAAUAUUGAUCUUUAAUUUUUAAAUAAAACAGUUGAUGGAACACCCUAAUACUGAAGUUUCUUGGCUCUUCACCUAACCAUGCGAUACUCCUUGUUCAUCGCUUUCUUAUUUGUUUUCCUCGCAGGGUCUGCUGAUGGACUUUUGGGUUGGUUCUUCCCAAAAGUCUGUGGACGUAAGAAGGGGAAUAUCUACAGGCCAAAUAUGAUUGGAUGUUUCAAGGAUUCUAGCAGGAGGGUCCUUGAGGGAGGCAGAACGUGGAAUAAUCACAUGACAGUCAACCAAUGUCGGAGAAGAUGUGAAAAAGAAAACUCAAGAUUCUAUGGUCUGGAGGCUGGGAAUGAAUGCUUUUGUGGGAAUUGUAUAAGAUCAAAAGUCAAGAAACCGAUCCGUGAGUGCAGAGUAAAAUGCAAGGGCAGCAGAGCGGCCUGUGGAGGACCAUGGCGGAUUUUGAUUUAUAGAAAUAGGAGAUACCGCAAAACACCUUUUAUCCCCAAAAAAGGUUUGUUGGGUUGUUACGUUGAUAGACGUUAUAGGACACUUGGUGGCGCUUUUAGGAGAAGUAACCAUAUGACCAUCAUCAAAUGUGUAGAUUUCUGUAAAAAGAGAAAGUAUAGAUUUGCUGGAGUAGAGUCGGCGACAGAAUGUUAUUGUGGAAAUGCUCUUCGCUAUAAGAAGAAAAGAGCAAAUUCGCAAUGCAACAUGCCUUGCCAUGGUUAUAAAAAGCAGGCCUGUGGUGGGAGAUGGAGAAUUGCUAUUUAUAAAACUGGCAUUAAAAAUGGAAACAGAUGCGGAAUACACAGAAAGUGCCAUAGAAAUGGUAGAUGUGUAAAUGGAGAUUGUCGUUGCAAAAAGGGAUACACCGGUGAUGGCGUGAGGCUGUGUUAUAAGACAUGUACAUGCACAGCAUCAGGUGACCCUCAUUAUAGAACAUAUGAUGGAUCUAUGAUUCAUUUUAUGGGGGUCUGUAAAUACACUUUAACCAAAGUGAAAAACAGUCGAUCCAAUAUCUUUAACGUUGAGGUGAAGAAUGAAUACCAUGGUCGAAAUAAACGAGUGUCAUAUACCAGACUCGUCGACGUCAAGUUGGGGAAAACAACAAUACGUCUCCACAAAAGACAUCACGUAUAUAUAAAUGGUUUAAGAACAUACUUACCCUACACAAAAGCAGGGAAAUUCAGAAUAUUUAGAAGUGGGUGCAAGGUUAAAGUCAUAGCCGAAACCAAAGAGGGACCCGCCACAGUUACCUGGGACGGCCAUAGUUCGGUCUCAGUCACCAUUCCCAGACCUCUUGGAAAGCGUAUGACUGGUCUGUGUGGGAACUGUAAUGGAAGACGAGACGACUAUCGAACGAAAUACGGCGUAGACAUGUCUAAAAAUCCUAACAGAUACUCCUUAAUAGGCAAUAGUUUCACUGUUAAAGAUGACACUGAUCAGAUCCACAAACACUGCAAGGCAUAUGAAGUAGAAAAUAAAUGCACUCCUUUGUUACGGAAGAAAGCGUUGGACAGAAAGGCUUGUGGAUAUCUCAACCCAGCUAAAAAGGAGGAAAGCCCGUUUAAAGACUGUAUGUUAGAGAGCCCGUCUACAAGUAAAAAAAUGUUUGACAACUGUUUAUUUGAUUUCUGCUAUUACUAUGACGACCCAGCUCAAAGGAAGACGAGUGUAUGCCAGAGCGUCAGUGGUUUCGCUGAUUUUUGCGGAAGCAUGGGAAUAACAGCAAAAUGGCGAGAUGAAUCAUUUUGUCCCCUACCUUGUGGUGAAAACAUGGUGUAUGAUGCUGAAAUGAGCGGCUGCCCGGCCUCUUGUGUAGAUCCAAACUCGGAGAAGCAGUGUGACCAACCACCAACCGAAGGAUGUCGAUGUAAAGAUGGGUUUGUUCUGAGUGAUAACAAAUGUGUCAAGAAAGAAAAAUGUGGAUGCAAAGGAGCGGAUUCAAAAUACUAUCCAUUGGGAACCACUUUAACCUCGUCAGACUGCACAAUAGUGCAGCAAUGUAAAUUGGAAGGAGGGAAAAUAGAAUUUAAAACAAUUCUACAGCGGCCUGCGUGUGGAGAAAACCAAGUAUGCUUAGUAUCAAAUGGCUGUCCAAGUUGUGUAUGCAAACCAGGAUACAUUCAAAAUGGCAAAAGCGGAUGUAUAAAGGAAAACCCCGAUUGCAAGGAUCAGAAAGCAGAUAUAUCCUGUUCGUCUGCCAACGGAAAAAAGAAAGUGUGUACUGUGCCAAAGGCAAGAACUGUAGUUCAUGUGAGGUCCACCUCAAAAGACUGCAAAUAUGGGUUAACGUACGGCCUGUCAGCGGACGGAAUCUGGGUAUCUCUUGGGUGUGGCGGAACCUUUUCUGUCUGCUAUAUACCAGUUCCAGAGGAUCCACCCGCAGAAUGUGUUACCCAUGACGAUCCACGGGGUCAAAAGUACCGAGGUACAAUGGCAACCACAGAAUCAGGUUAUACAUGUCAAAAGUGGUCUUCCCAGAGUCCACACCAGCACACGUUACUUAAAACUGAAACCCACAACUACUGCCGAAAUCCUGACAAUGAACCUGGUGUGUGGUGUUACACGACCAAUCCGAAGAAAAGAUGGGAUUUUUGCUCUGUACCUGUUUGCCCUGGUCCGCAGACCCCAGGUACACCUUCCAUUGAGUGUCUUGGUGCAGAUGACCCGAAGGGUCUGAAAUAUAAUGGUUUGGUUAAUAAAACGAAAUCCGGCAAAAAAUGUCAGGCUUGGGGUAAACAAAGACCCCACAGUCAUUCUUUCCAAAGAUUAGCCGAUCAAGGAAAUUUCUGCAGGAAUCCUGACAGCGAGGCUGCUCCGUGGUGCUACACUACAUCGAGUGGUACCAGGUGGGAAUUAUGUGACAUUCCGGAUUGUGGCCAAUGUGAAAUCAAACAGGAAAGAAGUCGUAAUUGCAAAAUUAUCUACAAGGUGUCUGGGAAAUGUUUCUUUGAGUCCAGCGCUAUCAGUAAUUGCAAAUUCAAAGCAAAUCUAGGCGCUUACAGAAAUGGCGUCACAGAAGCGUCCGUUGUAAUAGCAGACAAGGUCCAUAUUCUAAAGGAAGGAGGUAGCUUACGUACGUGCGCUGAGUUUGAGAUGAAAAACGACGUUCUGACAAUAGUCGAAGACACAUGUAAGCAGUCGUGUCGUCCUCCAAUUCCCCCGACGAAAUAAACACAAAACUGACAAAAUGUCUUCAUAUUACGUACAAUUGUACUAAGGAAAUAAAAGGAUAUGGCAUAUAU